UGUGUGUGAAUUUUCACGUUUUUUUCGGACAGCAUCAAAUGAUUUAUCGCUAAUCGAAUUUAAAAUUAAAAUGCAAUUUUCUAUUUUAUGUUAUUUCGUGUAUUUCACGGGUAUUGAGUGGGCAGACAAGCCAAAACGCAUUGCAGUAUUACACAUACAACAAAUUGCUACAUAGCAAUGAUGCUGUUGCUGGUCAACUAGUCAGCACCUCCAUUCCUAAUGCGAUGGUUUUCCAAAUUUAUUGCUAGUGACUUGCGUGCUUUCGCCAGACGUCGGUGUCGACGCUGUAUCGUGCAUUAGAUUUUAGGCUGCGAUGAGCCGCGAUCCGUCGCGAUCAAUACCGGCAAUCGUUUUUCAGUGAACGUCAAAAAAAGUUUUUUUGUUAUUAUUUAUUUAUUUUUUUUUUCGCUGUUAAUGAAAGUACUUAGUUCUAUUUUGGCAUUGAUGGUAGCACAAAUAAAUUUCACUUAUUAAAGCAACAAAUUUUGUGAAUCGACAAGCAUUUACGCGUUCAUUCCGAGAUAUACAAAUAUUUGAGUUGCGUCAGAAAACUAAAAAAGAAAUUAAAAACAAACAAACAAAAUGAGUUUACAGUCUAUUAAAUAUGCUCCGGGAAAAUUGGAUAUUUUGGAUCAGCUGUUGCUGCCAGUACAGUCGAAAUACGUAGCCGUGAAAGGUGUCGAGGAUGGUUGGAAAGCCAUUAAUAAAAUGCAGGUCCGUGGCGCACCAGCCAUCGCCAUUGUGGGUUGUCUCUCCCUGGCUGUGGAAAUAUUACCCGAACAAUUUGAUUCCAAAAAAUCGCUACGACAAGAGAUCGAGGGCAAACUGAAUUACCUGGUAUCGGCGCGUCCCACGGCCGUGAACAUGAAAAUUGCCGCCGACGAGCUAAUCGCCCUAGCAAAUGAGCUGACGAAAGACGAAGCGAUUGAUGUACAAGAAAUGAAACAGAGAUUUUUGGCUGCCACCGAAGCGAUGCUGCAGAAAGACAUUGCCGACAAUAAAGCGAUUGGCACAAAUGGUGCCGCUGCCAUUUUGGAUAUUAGCGGUAAAGACUCAUCUGUACGUGUGCUGACACAUUGCAAUACUGGCUCCUUGGCUACUGCGGGCUAUGGCACAGCUUUGGGUGUGGUGCGGAAGUUGCAUGAACUGAAAAAAUUAGAGCACGUCUACUGCACGGAGACACGUCCAUAUAAUCAAGGCGCGCGCCUAACCGCCUACGAGCUGGUGCACGAUAAACUUCCGGCCACACUGGUCUUGGACAGCAUGGUGGCGGCGUUGAUGCGUGCCAAAAAUAUUGCUGCCGUCGUCGUUGGCGCUGAUCGGGUGGCUGCCAACGGGGAUACGGCCAACAAAAUUGGUACUUAUCAAAUUGCCGUUGUGGCCAAGCAUCACGGUGUGCCUUUCUUUGUCGCCGCGCCGCUGACAUCGAUUGAUUUGCAAAUUCCCAGCGGCGAUCACAUUAUCAUUGAGGAGCGGCCCGAUCGCGAGAUGACACAUGUGGGCGAGCACAGAAUAGCAGCGCCAGGCAUCAACUGUUGGAAUCCAGCCUUCGAUGUCACGCCAGCUUCGCUCAUUUCGGGUAUUAUAACGGAGCGUGGUGUCUUCAGUCCACAGCAUCUGAAGCAUGAGAUUAGCGCCGUGUUGGGCGUGUGAAUUUUUUCGUAAUAAAAGUAUAUUAAUAUAAUAAAACUUAAUUACAUGAAAUAUGGCCUUUGUUGAGAAAAGGUGCCUGCUUGUUACGCUUCCAUUAUGUGCGUACAGAAAGCUUUUUUUUAUUAUUUGACUUGAUUUCAUAACAAAUACAAAUAUUUUGUAAAUGCUAUGCAAAUGUCAGUGAAUUUCUUAGCUUUAAGUUGUGAUAUGUAAACACAGAAUCCGCCUAAUUGUUGCUCCACAUCAAUAAAACGAAACAAAAAAGACGUACAA
Messenger RNA from Bactrocera neohumeralis, 1926 nucleotides. RefSeq names its product methylthioribose-1-phosphate isomerase. The record is from RefSeq and is a predicted model, not a curated record. The transcript has 7 exons. Gene Ontology annotation, molecular function: S-methyl-5-thioribose-1-phosphate isomerase activity. NCBI's taxonomy places the organism in Eukaryota, Metazoa, Arthropoda, Insecta, Diptera, Tephritidae. The coding region runs from base 583 to 1653 and encodes 356 amino acids.